Molecule: messenger RNA, 801 nt
Organism: Chelmon rostratus (copperband butterflyfish)
Lineage: Eukaryota; Metazoa; Chordata; Actinopteri; Chaetodontiformes; Chaetodontidae
Gene: c1ql3b
Product: complement component 1, q subcomponent-like 3b
Exons: 2
Coding region: 1-801 (266 amino acids)
Molecular function (GO): protein binding
Source: RefSeq, a predicted model, not a curated record
AUGAUCGCAACUGGUGUUUGUGGCGUCGCGCUGGUGCUGGUGCUGGUGGUGCUGAUCCCGGUCAUGGUGAAUACCGCCGGGACUCCCGCCCGCUAUGAGAUGCUCGGGUCCUGUCAAAUGGUAUGCGACUCCCACGGGACGGCGGCCACGGCCACAGCGAAGGCGACCAGCCCGAUCAAAGACAACCGCCUGGUUCAGUCGCUUCCGACGUUCAUCCAAGGUCCUCAAGGAGAGCCGGGGCGCGUCGGGAGGAUGGGUCCGAGGGGUCCAGGUGGCGAGCCCGGGCCACCUGGACCUGCAGGUCCGCCCGGCGAGAGAGGGGCGCCGGGCCCUCCUGGUCCGCCGGGAGCACCCGGAGCAAACGGGCCCAACGGUGCAAUCAGCGCUGCCACUUACAACACAGUCCCAAAGAUUGCGUUUUAUGCAGGACUGAAGAAGCAGCAUGAGGGAUAUGAAGUGCUGAAAUUCGACGACGUAGUCACAAAUCUUGGCAACCACUAUGACCCCUCUACAGGGAAAUUCACCUGCUCAAUACCGGGGAUUUACUUCUUUGUUUAUCAUGUGCUGAUGCGAGGCGGAGACGGAACCAGCAUGUGGGCUGAUCUCUGCAAAAACAAUCAGGUGAGAGCCAGUGCCAUCGCCCAAGACGCAGACCAGAACUACGACUACGCCAGCAACAGCGUUGUCCUACACUUGGAGCCCGGGGACGAGAUUUACAUCAAACUGGACGGCGGAAAGGCGCACGGGGGCAACAACAACAAGUACAGCACCUUCUCCGGCUUCAUGUUGUACGCUGAUUGA